This is a messenger RNA of Peronospora belbahrii, 537 nucleotides long. Lineage: Eukaryota; Oomycota; Peronosporomycetes; Peronosporales; Peronosporaceae. The record is from the annotation of a GenBank genome assembly.
AUGGCUGUAACGGGCAAACGUGGUGUAGGUAUUCCAACAAUCUUACUACACGACGGUGAGGGUACUAUUGUUUCCAUCGAGAUGAAAAAUGGAGAGACAUAUCGUGGUUUAUUAGAUGAAACAGAAGACAAUAUGAAUUGUGUUAUGAAAGAAGCUGUACGUACUGAUAUUAAUGGCAACACGACUCAAGUCGAGCAAGUUUAUCUACGUGGGAGUCAAAUUCUCUUCAUUGUAUUUCCAGAUAUGUUAAAACACGCUCCGAUGUUUAAACGAGUCAAGAUGUGGAAGAAACACAAGGGAUCAAUACCUACAUUAGGACAAGGAGGAGUUGGAGGUGGUGCGCCAAGAGGUCAAGCCGCUGCAAUCAUUCGAAAGGCCCAAGAACGGAGAGGGGGGAUUUUGAGAGCCAUGUCGGAGAAAAGUGGUGCUGCAAGCUACAGACAUGCCUCGCCAAAGUCACGGUGCAGCUUUCCAGUAGCAGAACCGGAACACUACGGCUGCAGUAGGGCAGAGAAUUUGCUAUUGCUAACCAUUUAA